This is a messenger RNA of Hyaloscypha bicolor E, 1954 nucleotides long. RefSeq lists its product as uncharacterized. The transcript has 5 exons. The record is from RefSeq and is a predicted model, not a curated record. Bases 111 to 1631 code for a protein of 506 amino acids. Gene Ontology annotation, molecular function: DNA-binding transcription factor activity, RNA polymerase II-specific; zinc ion binding. NCBI's taxonomy places the organism in Eukaryota, Fungi, Ascomycota, Leotiomycetes, Helotiales, Hyaloscyphaceae. Gene Ontology annotation, biological process: regulation of DNA-templated transcription.
CAAUUUUUCAACCUCUGUGAACUGCGACGUCAAACUACGACAAUCUUGCAAGUACUGUGGUCAACAUUCGAUUUCUAAAUUCUAAACCUCACAUCACGACUCCAAACAUCAUGGUUGGGGAAGUAGAGAAAUCCCGGGCUUGUCACGACUGCAAAAGACGUAGAGUCAAAUGUGAUUACCGAAAACCAAUGUGUUUAAGAUGUGAGAAGGCCGAAAUUGAUUGCAAGGGCUACGAACGCGAUACAAUAUUUGUGAACCGAACUCCUGGGAAUCUCUCAACGGUGCUAAGCCGGAACAGCCUUAACACCCAUGUUCCUAGGAGUUUUGAUGAGGAUCUGCAGGCGCUCAAAUCGCAAAUUCGGGAGCUAGAGGGUUCGCGGACACAAUUUCGACUCCAAGCCUUGGAACUCUUGAAGAAGCUAUACCUACCUCAGCCGAGCCUAGCCAGCAUAAGAGAAUCGUCUCUAUACUCCUGGCUUCCAACUGUUUGUGAACUUGAGGGAGAAAGUCAUGCUCUCGACCAUUCUCUCCUCACAUUCUGUGUGGUACAAGUCGCUGUCACAAAAAUGGGCAGCGCUUGUGUUGACGAGGCAUUACAAGUCUAUAACGAAGCCCUUCAAAAGCUGCUUGUGGAAAUUGAAGAUUUUGGCGCCGGACAAAGUAACGAGAUUUUAGCUGCUAUUUCUGUGCUUUCCACUUCCGAACUAUUCGUUUGCUCUACAGAUCAUGCCUGGCGUGCUCAUGCUCAGGGCAUAUCAGAAAUCUUGCGUAUUCGAAGUGGCAUGAACUCUCCCACGCCAAUCUGCCGGAGCUUCUGCACACGUAUUCGAGUCCUCCUUCUGAUGGAAGCCCUUUCAGACCGUCGUACUAGAUCGAUGACAAUCUACCAUUGUCACCAGCUCAGCCAACUCAUGUCUAUGAGCAGCGAACACGAUUCAUUUCACGAACUGAUUGACGUUGCUUGCGAAGUACCUGCCCUUCUUGAAGAAUCGGACAUACUCACUGCUAGUCGCAAUGUAAUGCCCGAGCAAUGGAAUGCAAGCCCUUUCAAGGCCUCCUUUGCCGUACUCGAGAAGCUCCAUGAUCGUCACCAGAAAUAUAGAGCUAAAACCGGAACACCGCUAUAUUGGGCCAUGCCAUCAGGUGUGGAGAACCCAGCAGAUGACCCCUACAAUAACAAAUUGUUCCCUUUUGCUCUCCAAUUUAAAUCCUUGGAAACCGCGGGUCAAGUGGUCCUCUGGUGGGCAAUAAUAUUACAGGUUUUGUGCAGUAUGAUAGAUCUCUAUCAACACUUUUUCGGCAGCUCUGCCCCUUCAUCGGCAUUUGACCAGUCAAAGUCUGGGGAUCUUAGGGGGCCGGAAUCUCGUUUGAACUCGAGGUUUCCUACGAUGUCUUCAGUCAAAGACGAAGCCCACAAGCUGGCCCGUUAUCUCUGUCAAUCUAUCGAAUACUGUCACAAAAUCGAGCAUGGAACUUUCGGCCCUCAAGUGACGACCUACGCGCAGUGGGUCUUGAAAUCUUACUUUCGACAAUUUCAUUAUGAGCGUGAGCUUGUCUGGUGUUUGAAUAUCAAGAACAUGAGAGGACCUGGGUUCCGUCACGGUAUUGAGUUGAUGGGGUUUCAGGAUUGACUGAAUAGCUUUUUGGAAUGGCCUCACAAGGCCAUGAGGGUGCAUUCCAUUUGUCGAUGAACUGCGCAAUGUGCAGUUGGAAUCUCAUGACUCAACGGCCACCAGCGGAGCUUAUCCGAGACAACGAUCGCCAACCAGCAUGCUACACAGUAGCCUACACUAAAAAACCCGGCGUAGGAUAACGUGUUGAAACCAAAACCAAACCACACUAUGUUAUCACGUUGGCAACUACCCACAGGAGAUACCGAACCAGAGGAAACAAUGAAAUGGUAGUCAACCAUCUCUCAAUUUGUUCAGCGAGUACUAGUCCAAUGUGGUGCGGG